Messenger RNA from Aspergillus ruber CBS 135680, 1845 nucleotides. RefSeq lists its product as uncharacterized. The transcript has 6 exons. Lineage: Eukaryota; Fungi; Ascomycota; Eurotiomycetes; Eurotiales; Aspergillaceae. The coding region runs from base 492 to 1490 and encodes 332 amino acids. The record is from RefSeq and is a predicted model, not a curated record.
GGUCUCGUCGAAUUAACCUCGUGUUGUGCCUGUGUGUAAUCACAUGCAUGAUAAUUAUGCACACGGCUUACUGUACAGCCCACAACCAUGCCACGAACGAUUACGUUUCCUCUCUGCAGGGCAUUCUUGUUUCUACUGCAUUGACCACUGAUACUCGAUAUAUCUACUAUGAACAACUACCGAGUGUCCAAAACAACCGGAUCCAGAUAUGACAUCACCGGCUUUACAUCAGAUUUAAGCCCGAUCGGGAAACCGAGCCGCCAAAAGGGGAAGAUCAUUUGCCUCCCGUCAGCUUCCGGCAAAGGACUCCGUCUCCCUUUCAUAACCAGUAUCAAUUGCGCUCAUUCUUGCGUCUCGGGGAUUUCUUUCCUGUCAUCUUUUGUUCCUGUUCACGCCAUGAAGUUCGCCAUUUGACCUUUCCUCUCCUCUCCCAUCUUCUCGUCCGCCACUACUACACCCAAAUAAACAACCGCAAGUCUAUCGCCACACUCAUGGAAGAAGGAACCGCCUCCUCGAUCCCUUCUGAGCCUCCUCCGCUCCCAUACUCGUUGCGAGACCGGAAGAAGUCCAUCACCAUCUUCUGGACGAUCUUCAUCAUUGAUACUUUGGGCCAGCCGCUGGCGCUUUACUGGGCGCUGUGGUAUGCUACGGAUCUGUCGCACAAUGUCGUCUUUUCCAUUGUCACUGCGUCAUUAGGGGGUGUCUCCGUGUUCGAAUAUUUUUAUCGACUUUACAAUUUGUUCCGCAAAAAUUCUCGCGCACGGCCACUGAACGCCAGGUCAUCAUGGUUGGAUUUCUUCCAGAUUAACUUCACCAUUGUUUGGUUGAUCCUCGCGGUCGAACUCAUAGUUGGGACGGUACCUGAGGAACCAUACGUCCGUCUCGUUGCUAUGGUCCUACCAACCGUCAUGUUCUACUUCGGUGGCGUCCACCUUUCCCUCGACGUUCUUCGCGCCUGUGGCUACAAAGCUCCGUUCCGCAUUUCUUCCACACCGAAAGGCUCCGUGAUGCCAACCGCUUUAUAUGUUCUUAUCGAAGAUGUAGUUGCCGUCGACGGAGGUGGUGGCCAAGUAUACCGUUACGCCUUGCGAACACGAUACCUGUCUAGCCCGUAUUUCCGGCGAAUGUUGUUUGAGAUGAACUGCUUCUGGGGUGGUGGCUCCGUCAUCUUUGCAGCUGCCAUCACUGCAAUCAUCUUCACUACACCCAGACCGAUUGCUUACACCCUGGGAUGGACUCUACCAUUUGUAUGGGCUGCAGUCUGGACCUGCAUCACCAUACCAUGGGUCCAAAGUGACCUCCGUCGUGAAAAGGAAGCUUGGCGCGAAGGUCGGGUCCAGGGGGGCGUUCCCUUCACCGACGACAUCACCGCGCCAACCGCUCGGACUCGCUUCCGCUCUGUCCAAGAAAACUUUUUGCCCUGGGUCCGCGAGAAACAGUCGGACCCGUCGUCACCCUCGGAAGGCGAAUCACCCCCCGCUACCCAAUGAGUUCUUCAAAACACUUCUCCCUUCUAGACCCUUGACGCCAGCCAUGACCUUCUAUACCCAUGACUUUUCUUUUUUUUUUUUUUAAACUUAAUAAUAGACACGCUUUAUAUGGGAAACGCCUAAUAUUCGACAGUUACACACAGGUACACGAAUGGUGGGACUGGAUUGUCCAGCCUCAAUUGUGAGUUUUUGUUGAUGUCUGCUCUUUGAUUUAUAACUGGAGCAAGUUUUGGAUAUGUGCAAUGUUCAAUUUCCAUGCAAUGUUUUCAUGUCACUGUAUCUAGAUACCCAUAUUGUGCAUAAUUCAGAUAGCAAGCAAAUGAAUGUAUAACUACAAUAAAAGCAUGAACAAAGG